CAACAGCGCCCUCCGCAGGUCACACAGAAACCCAACAGCGCCAGCGCAGCAGUCCUGGGACACUUCUAACCCAGCUUUAUACAUAGUUGUGAUGUUUUUAAAUAUUUCACAAUGUCCGAAAUGCUGCUGAAAGAGCUGGAGGAAAUUUCUCUCGGCCCUGUUAAGAUGGAAGAGGAGACGGAAAGCGGACGCAGUUUUCUCCUGGUGGACGAAAACGAAAGCUUGCAGGUGAAGGACGAAGCCCGAUUUUUGCAGCGGUUGGGCUGCAGCGCUGCUCAAGGAGUCAAAGUUCUCUCCAUCUUCGGCAACACGGGCGACGGCAAGUCCCACACCCUCAAUCACGUUCUGUUUGACGGCGAGGAAGUGUUCGCUACGUCUCCUUCCCCGGCCUCCUGCACUGUGGGCGUGUGGGCCGCUUACGAUCCCAACCUGAAAUUGAUAGUGCUGGAUACGGAAGGCCUGCUGGGUGCCUCCAGUCAACAGAACCGCCGGAUGCGUCUACUGCUGAAGGUUCUGGCCGUGUCAGACGUGGCCUUAUAUCGCACACGGGCCGAGAGGUUGCACAACGACAUGUUUCAGUUUCUGGGCAGCGCGUCGGCCGCUUACCUGAAGCACUUUACCCCUGAGCUCCGGGCACUUUCUAACCGGUGUGGGCUGGACGUGCCUCUGUCCAGUCUGGGGCCUGCUGUUAUAGUUUUUCAGGAGACCUCUCGGACGCAGCUGUUGGGUCAGGGUGAGUCGGCACUGAACGAUGGCUCUGUCCCGGGGCAAGCAGACACACUCCUUCAAAAGCGUUUUCACGAUCUGGGCCAGAGCACAGAUGCCUUCAGCUCAGUUCAGUAUGUGGGGACUCAGACCAUCACGCCCCCUACAGACUACACACAGUUACUGCACAUAGUCAAUCAGCAGGUGAAAAACACGGCCACACGAGCCCCGCGACAGCCUGCUAUUGUGUUCAGUGCGCUGCAGGCUUUGAGCAACAGGUUCUGUGGUGAGAUCUCGGAUGAUAAAAUCAACAUAUGCUCCUUCUUUCCUGAUGAAUAUUUCACUUGCCCGUCAACGUGUCUCAGCUGCAGUGUGCGGUGUAAGAAUGGCAUGAACCACCAGAAAGACGGCAUGCCUCACAUGGCUGAUGGACUGUGCCAGUAUGGCCACCAAUACAACAAUAAAGUUCUCAUCUGCAAGCGGUGCUAUGAGGGUGGAAGGGAAGUGAUUGUUGUGCCCAAAACAUCAGCCUCUUCAGAAAACCAAUGGAUUGGUCUGGCCAAGUAUGCAUGGUCUGGUUAUGUUUUAGAGUGUGCCAACUGUGGCAUCAUCUACCGCAGCAGACAGUACUGGAUGGGCAACCAGGACCCAGAGAGCGGCGUGGUGCGGCCGGAGGUCAAGCACGUGUGGCAGGGGACUGACACCUUCCAGACGGACCAUCAGAAUGCUGCUCAGCGGGUUUUGGAUGGCAUGAAUUAUAUCAUCCAGUCAGUGUCUGAAUACAGUUCAGGCCCCACUAAAGCUGUGACUGCCUGGCUUACAGAUCAAGUGGCUCCUCCAUAUUGGAAACCCAAUGCUGAAAUCAUUAAAUGUAACGGCUGUAAUAGAAAGUUUGAAGAAGCGGAGAGGAAACAUCACUGUCGAGCGUGUGGCGAGGGUUUCUGUCAGGCCUGCUCAACACACAGCAUGCCCGUGCCUGAGAGGGGUUGGGGCGGGACCCCCGUCAGAGUGUGUGAUGCCUGUUACCAGCAGGGAGGAGCUCCACAUGCUGGACAGGUGGCACAGAUGGAACCUCGAGCCCUCGUCGCCCGCAGAGUCACCGAAGUAGCUCAAUCCACCUUUGAUAUGGUCUCUACCGCAGUAGAUUACCCCCUCUGUUUGGUGAAAGGAGUCGCGAGGCCAGAAUAUUGGAUCCCGGAUCGUGAGAUCAGUCAGUGCCACUGUUGCACUAAGACCUUCACCCCCAGCAUGUCAAAGCACCACUGCAGGGCAUGCGGUCAGGGAGUGUGCAGCAAGUGCUCCACUAAUACCAGGCCCGUGCCCUCUCGCGGCUGGGACCACCCGGUGCGGGUGUGCGACAGCUGUGCGGACCGAAGAGAUUCCCUUUGAUUUCUCCAUGCUCUGCAGACCCCGCCGUGCCUGUGCAGCACCGAUCAGCCCUUUAUUUACAGUUCUGUCCUCGUACAGCUGCUGCUUGGUGUUCAGAACCGGUUCGUAGGAAACACUCUGGAGGCUUAAGUUGAAUAUGAAACUAAUGCAGUGGUGUAGACAAACUCUCCGGAAAUGGCGAAAGAUGAGGAAUUAGAUUUUUUAAUAGCAAACAUGACAACGAAGAAUCUAGUUUUAACUUGUGUUGGUUAGUGCUGGCACUGAGAUUACUGUAUGUGUAUGUAGAACGUUAAAAUUUCUAUUCCCUAAGAUUACAUUUAUCCUCCGUAAACAAUACAAUAUAAGUCAGAGAAUUAUAGAGUAAAUAUUGAAUCACAAGGACAACUAGAAAUAAAAUUUCUGUCAUAUAUUUACUUAUAUUGUCCCCAGCAAGAUGAGAUUCGAGAGCUGCAGCAUCUAGAAAAUAUUUUUAUGUUGUUAUUGUAUAGCUUUAUAAAAUUUGAAAUAUAGCACAGGAUGAUGUUGUACCCUUUUGCUUUUAGACCCCGCACAGUAUGUCGCCAUUCAUAAGAGUAUGCAAAUAACCACAUAAUAGUUGUAAAUGGUGACAGAAUUCAUCAUUUUUGGGGGAACUAACCAUUAAGCAUAUCUACUACGUUGCAAUUUAUCAUAGUAAGAUAAUUUGGUACUUUUACUUUAUUAUAGAUAAAUAAAUAAUAAAGCCUUUGAAUAUGAGACAACAAAGUUGCUUUUCAUUAAUGAAGUUUUAUACUUCAUUUCAGGAACAGGAAUAUGUGUAGUGAUUAUUAUUAUUUAAUGUAGUUGCAGUGAUUUAUACAUUUAGAAUUCACAUUCCAGUUGAUUUACAGUUUAUCCUGUGAGCUCAUAUCUCAAUAGUACUUCAAUACUGAGGACUUUUUCAUUUCUUGAAUUGAUGACUGCACUUUAUCUAAUCUGCUGUGUUGUGGUCAGUUGUUUUUCUUUAGUUGAGAGCCAUAUAAUUACAGAACGAUGCAACUGUACAUGUAAUGUUGUGUAUAAAUGUGCCUGAGAGAUCUCAACCACUAUCUAACAUGUUAACUUGUAGCGUCGCAUUAUUUCUGGACAUGGGUAUGUGGAUGUUUAAUGUAGCCUCAACACACUCAAAUCUAAAUGCUGAUGACUCUAGUCAUCACAACAGGAAUAUUCUGUGAUUUCUUAACAUGUAUAUCCACCUCAUGUUUAUGCUCAUAUAAUGGCUUUCAUAAGGCACUUUAUUCAUUUUUUCAUGUUUGAUUUGGAUUGAGUGAAUCCUAUUUUUUUUUACAAUUCUACUCCUACUUUGUACUUUUUAAUCUGAAUUACACCGUUUUAGUCUUCUGUGAAGGGAUUUAACCAAAGCAAUGGUUUUAAUUGCAUUAACUGAAUCUGCAUUUGACAAUCCUUGUAAUCUUGUUUUGAACGGCCAAUACAGUUUCUUCGGCUUUUCAGAACAUUAAAACUUUUAA
Triplophysa rosa is the source of this 3581-nucleotide messenger RNA. RefSeq names its product zinc finger FYVE domain-containing protein 1. The coding region runs from base 112 to 2094 and encodes 660 amino acids. The transcript is spliced from 11 exons. The record is from RefSeq and is a predicted model, not a curated record. Lineage: Eukaryota; Metazoa; Chordata; Actinopteri; Cypriniformes; Nemacheilidae. Gene Ontology annotation, molecular function: metal ion binding.